This is a messenger RNA of Planococcus citri (citrus mealybug), 3935 nucleotides long. RefSeq names its product adaptor protein complex 1, gamma subunit (gene AP-1gamma). NCBI's taxonomy places the organism in Eukaryota, Metazoa, Arthropoda, Insecta, Hemiptera, Pseudococcidae. Gene Ontology annotation, molecular function: clathrin-cargo adaptor activity. Bases 382 to 3042 code for a protein of 886 amino acids. The transcript is spliced from 20 exons. The record is from RefSeq and is a predicted model, not a curated record. Gene Ontology annotation, cellular component: Golgi apparatus; membrane coat; AP-1 adaptor complex. Gene Ontology annotation, biological process: Golgi to vacuole transport; intracellular protein transport.
AUACGUGUUGAUGGUUUAAUUUUUGUGUUGUAGGUAUCAAGGUAUUUCACAUUUCACAUACAUGAAUCAUGUAAUUUAAAAAAUGGAAAUGAAACGAAUGUUAAAUUAAGUGUACAGUGUUACGAACGAAUAUCAAUGAACCCAUCAUUAUCAGCUUUCCGUAUCGUCGUAUUUCGAAAAUGACGAAAUGAGUAACAGAAUUUGUGAUACGAUCGUUUUUCGGUAUCUGCAGAAAAAUUGUAGGCGAUACUAUCGUGUGGGCUAGUACUUCUCUACUAUCUGUAGCUAAUAGCUAAAAGGUGUCACUCGACUGUGAGAUCAAAUCCAAUCUACGAUUCCAGACUGUUUACUAGGUUUUAAAAUUGCGUCGAUAAUCUAAACAUGAAUACCUCCGACGCAGGGUAUGUAGAUAGGUUUAAUCCCUCGUUUAAUAUGGCGGCAAUCAAACAAGUUAUAAAUGAAGCUGUCGAGCGUGUUCGUAUGCCCACACCUAUGAGAUUAAGAGACCUGAUACGACAAAUACGAGCUGCCAGAACAGCUGCUGAAGAAAGAUCAGUGGUUAAUAAAGAAUGUGCUUACAUUCGUUCAACGUUUCGAGACGAAGAUAGCGUUUUCAGAUGUAGAAACAUCGCUAAACUAUUAUACAUUCAUAUGCUUGGUUACCCAGCCCAUUUUGGCCAGUUAGAAUGUCUGAAGUUAAUCGCAUCGCCACGGUUUACCGAUAAACGAAUCGGUUAUUUAGGCGCAAUGCUAUUGUUAGACGAAAGGCAGGAUGUUCACUUAUUGAUUACCAAUUGUUUGAAAAAUGAUUUGAAUAGUAAUGUACAGUUUACCGUCGGGUUGGCAUUAUGCACAUUGGGUGCAAUCGCUUCUCCCGAAAUGUCCAGAGAUUUAGCAUCGGAAGUUGAAAGAUUAUUGAAAUCACCAAACGCGUAUAUUCGUAAGAAGGCAGCUCUAUGCGCGUUUCGUAUUAUUAUGAAAGUUCCAGAAUUGAUGGAAAUAUUCUUACCAGCUACGAGAUCUCUUUUAUCAGAAAAAAAUCAUGGUGUAUUGAUAGCUGGCGUUACGUUGAUAACUGAGAUGUGUGAGCAUAGCGUUGAUACGCUGCAACAUUUCAAGAAAGGAUCAAGCGAUCAAAAUGAGAUUGUUCCGAAUUUGGUCAGAAUUUUGAAGAAUUUAAUAUCAGUUGGAUAUUCACCGGAGCAUGACGUGUGCGGCGUUAGUGAUCCCUUUUUACAAGUAAAAAUACUAAAAUUGCUGAGAAUAUUAGGUAAAAACGAUACAGACUCUUCGGAUGCGAUGAAUGAUAUAUUGGCUCAAGUAGCUACCAAUACCGAAAGCAAUAAAAACGUAGGAUAUACAAUUUUAUAUGAGACUGUACUUUCAAUUAUGGACAUAAAAUCCGAAUCCGGUUUGAGAGUCUUGGCUGUGAACAUACUCGGUAGAUUUUUGUUAAAUAAUGACAAGAAUAUUCGUUACGUGGCGUUAAACACGUUACUGAAGACUGUGCAUAUCGAUACGACAGCUGUGCAGCGACAUAGAAGUACAAUUUUAGAUUGUCUCGAGGAUAUGGAUGUAUCAAUUCGUAAACGAGCUUUGGAAUUGAGUUUCGCCUUAAUUAAUUCACACAACAUUCGUAACGUGAUGAUUAAACUAUUGAAGUUUCUGGAGAAAACUGAUCCAGAGUUUAAAGCCCAGUGCUCUUCUAAUAUCGUCCUGGCAGCUGAGAAAUUCGCUCCGAAUGUCCGAUGGCAUUUAGAUACUUUAUUGAAAGUUCUAGUAGCUGCUGGAAAUUUCGUUCGUGAUGAUGUAGUUUCUUCUACUAUACAACUGAUUUCGGAAUCGGUUAAUCAACAGGCGUACAUUGUGCAUCAGUUAUGGGAUGCUUUACAGAAAGAUACUUCCGAUAGACAGCCUUUAACACAGGUUGCUACUUGGGUUAUUGGAGAAUUCGGCGAUUUAUUGUUGUCCAAUACGGACGUUCCGUUAAAAGUAUCAGAAGAAGACAUUUUAGAAGUAUAUCAAAAAUUACUGUGGUCACCUCAGAAUAACAUCGUCACAAAACAGUAUACAAUCAAUUCGUUAAUGAAACUAAGUUCCAGAUUUAAUACGCACGUAAAUAAUAUACGUGAAAUAAUGCAAAUUUUCGCGUGCCACAUUCAAAUGGAAAUGCAACAACGCGGUUCCGAGUAUUCGCAGCUAUUCGCCAAGUACGAUAACCUAAGGCCAGCGUUACUAGAACGAAUGCCACCUCUGGAGGUGGUCCACAAUCAAGCUCAUACAUCCGAUAUGACGAACGGUGAACAAACACCGUCUCCUAGUAGCGGAGAUGAACUGGGUAUCGUGGAACCAGAUGUAGUUCCGGAUUCGAAUGCUCUAUUGGUUCUACUGGAAAGUGACGGUGGUGAGAAUGAUAUUACAGUACCCGCUAAACCGGCGACUACGUCUACCAAUCAAGACUUGUUAGAUUUAUUAGGCGAUCCUGUCCUUAACGAUACCGAUAUAAACGAUGUGAUAACCAUUAAAAAUAACAAUAAUAACGAUAGCAGUAAAAAUAAUAAUAACGAUGUCAUAACGAUAAAUCCAGUGAAUCAAAAUAACGGAAAUGGUUACCUUAUAGAUACCAAUUUUAGUGCGCUUUUAAAUGACUUUUCCGAUAUUGUAAGCAACACAUCGUCGGGUAAAGCUGCUUCGAAUAUGAUUGCGUAUGAUAAAAAUGGUUUAAAAAUUACUUUAACGUUGGAACCGUAUCCAAGUUUACCUAAUACUACGGCAAUCAACGUAGAAGCUCGAAAUAAUACCGCUCUACCUAUGACGGAAUUCUUAUUUCAAGCUGCUGUUCCCAAAACAUUCCAGUUAACUAUGCUUCCUCCGUCUGGCACGGCUAUUGCGCCUAAUUCGUGCGUAACUCAAGUAUUGAGGAUUACCAAUCCUACCAAAUCGGCCUUAAGAAUGAGGAUACGUUUAUCGUACAGUCACGGCGGUAUGCCCAUACAAGAUCAAGCGGAAAUAAAUGAUUUUUCGAUGGAAUGUACCACCUAGCACUCGUCAUCUGUGACUAUGAAAAUGGUUAAGUGUCGUUACGUCCAUCACAGUCAAUUUUCACGCAAUUGAUUACUAUGUUAUUAAUGUUUUAAUGAUUUAUUUUUUAAUCGAAGGCGUUGCGAUGUGUAUUUUAAAAUUUUAAACGAUUAGCGAUUCGUUUUAUGUAAAUGAAAAAAAAAAAAAAAUCGCGUUAUUUAUUUUAAGCGUGCCAGAUACCUACUAUAUAAUAUGAAAUUUUGAUGAUGAUUACGAUUGUUAAUUUGUUUGUUUUUUAUUAUGCAAUUUUUAGUAGAUUGAUUCUCGUCAGCAGAAAACGUAUUGAGAUAAUGAUUGAAUCACGAUUGUUUUUAAAGAAAUUUUGUUAUUUAUUUUAAGACCACUACCGCGCGUUAUUUUUGUUUGGUUUAAAUUUUGAUGUAGUAUUAUACCUUCUUUUUUUUUUGUUUUCUUUCGCCAGUAUUAAGUUAAUUAUAUUAUUUAAUAUGUUGAAUUAUUACAUCGUGUGUUAUUUUUCUGUGCUGUUUAUUUUUCGAGUAAGUAUCUACUCCUAUUUUUUUUUUUUGUAAUACGAAAUUUCUUACGAACUUGAUUCUUUGGUAUUUACCUAUAUACAUUCGUACAUUUAUAUUUCGCAUACAUUUUAUUUACCUACUUUUAUCACACCUAUCCGUACACACUUUUACACUUUACAUAUUACAUUUAUAUGUAAAUUUAUGUAUUCUCGGGUUUCGGGUUACAAGUUUUCAAUUGGUUAUGAUAUGUAAUUAUUUUUACUUGUUGUGUUGUAGAUGUUAACGAUUAACGAGAUUUGGUACUUAAUAUUGUACAAUUUUGAUUUUACGUUUAGUUGUACUGUACUGUAUAUUGUGAAUAUAUGCAAUGAUUAUUUU